AUGAAAAUCACAAUCAAACGAUAUGCACUGGUAGCAUACGUUGCUGUUUUGUGCAGCGCCUGUGUGCUGCUUUGGAUGCUUGUUUUCAUCUCAUCUGAUGACGUUGUGUCUCCUCUGGGUAAAAUGCACCGGACAUCUGAGAACGAUGCUGCAUUGGAUUAUGGGAGUAAAAAUGUCAUGAAUCCUGAUGGGGAUAACACUUAUGGACAAACCAGAGGUCACCAGGUAAAACCAGUUCUCUUGCCUGAUAGCACAGCUCUGAGGAAUAUGUCCUGGCAAGAUUUGUCAAACCUUUACCAUACAUAUCUGAACGUGAACCAGAUUAAGUGCUCUGAUAUUCUACGAGUUGGUCAUGUCACUGACGGGGGAUGGGAUGUUUGCAAUGACAGGCCAUAUGCUCCAAAGGAACCCUGCAUUGUAUAUUCUUUUGGGGUAGGGGAUGAUUUCAGUUUUGAUGAUGCCGUUGUCAGACAUUUUGGAUGUAAAGUCUACUCAUUUGAUCCAAGCAUGGCCAUGAACAGCAAGCAGAGAUCAGACAAGGCAUUCUUCUACAAACAAGGCAUCGCAGACUCUGACAGGACCUUGCCUAAUGGCUGGCAGAUGUCACGGUUUGAGAGUUUUCGGGCCGGAUUGAAGCAUAUGAAGAUUCCCAUCAGCAUAGUGAAGUUAGACAUUGAAGAGUGGGAAUGGGAGGUGUUGCCGGACAUUCUGGCAUCUGGCCACCUGGCAUCGGUCAACCAGCUGCUGUUGGAACUUCAUCAGUGCGAAGGAUGUUCAGUGUAUAAUCCACAGCAGGAGGACAAAGAACCGCCCAGAGAUCGCUACAUCCACAUGCUGGAGCUGUUGCUGGAACUCUACAAACAAAACUUCCGACUGUUCCACCACCACCCUAACUCAGCAUGUGUCUACCUGUCCAAGUUCACAAUGACCCAGCGAAGUGCUUGCAUUGACGUCGGCUUUCUUCGAAUUUCAUGA
This is a messenger RNA of Candidula unifasciata, 975 nucleotides long. NCBI's taxonomy places the organism in Eukaryota, Metazoa, Mollusca, Gastropoda, Stylommatophora, Geomitridae. The record is from the annotation of a GenBank genome assembly.